This is a messenger RNA of Rhodotorula toruloides NP11, 1293 nucleotides long. RefSeq lists its product as uncharacterized. The transcript is spliced from 2 exons. The record is from RefSeq and is a predicted model, not a curated record. NCBI's taxonomy places the organism in Eukaryota, Fungi, Basidiomycota, Microbotryomycetes, Sporidiobolales, Sporidiobolaceae. The coding region runs from base 1 to 1293 and encodes 430 amino acids.
AUGGACACACACACCGCAACCCACUCGCGCAGGGGAUCAACCACCCAGCCCCAGCCCGUCCCCAUCGCGUCCUCUCCACGCUCAUCUCCCCAGGCCUCGUCCACCUCGCCCACCAGCUCAGCACUCUCACAGUCACUGAAGGCAUUCCAGGGACUCGCUCUCAGCCCACCGAGCUCGACCGCGACUCAGCAGAACCCCUUGCACUCGGACGAGUUCCGCGAGGCGUUCCAUCACGUCCGCAGGGCCUCGACAGGCGCACACCCGAACCAGGGCAGGCCCAUCGUCAUCAGCGACGCUGCGACGGGCACAGCGAACCUCGCACCCCCCGUCCCGGGCCUCUCGACCUCGCCCUCGUCGUCGUCAGAGGCCGGAACCUCGGCUGGCUCGCUCCCGACCCCCUCGUCGUCGCCCUCCUCUGCCGCCGCACCCGCUCUCCCCGCGACAAACACCGGCAAGGCUCGCUCCGUCUCGAAUGGAAAGGUCGGGAAGCCCUCGGCGACCCUGGGCGGCGUGUGCGAAGGUCCCGAGAUUGCGUUCGAGCGAGGCGAACUCGCGAUUGAAGACGACGACGACGCGCCUUCUCCUCCGCCCGCUCUGACGCCCCCCGCCUCGAGCAGCCUCUUUGCUGGCGGAGCGAGGUGGGGAUGGCCCGCGGCGGGAGCAGGCUCGACCGGUCCCUCGCCAGCAGCAAUCGGGCCGCGCAGCCCUCCCGCGACAGACUCGUUCCUCCAGCGGCGGGGAUCGCUCUCGUUCGCUUCCGCCGGCGCAGCGAGCACCUCUGCGGGCCUGUCCGUCUCCCCCUCGAGCUCAGUCGCGACGAUCAAAACGACCGGUUUCGCCGCCUCGCCUCCAAACGGCACGACUUCGACCUCGUCUGGAUCGCCUUCGACGUCGACGUCGCCCACGACCGACCCCUUCAAGAUGAUGCAGCCGCUCGGACGAGUCGUCAGUGCGGGCGCGGCGCUGCAGACGCCUUCGUCGGCAGAGGCGGGCGGAGGAGGCGGACCUGGGUUCGGGCUGUUCAGGCGGUUCUCGAUCGGUGGACUCGGCUCUCGCAAGCCUUCACAACCCGCUCCCGCUCCUCCCUCUACCUCCCACCCCGCCCCAACGCUCCUCACACCCUCGCACAGCUCUCUCACCUCCGCACCUGCCCCUCCCGCCCUCACGACCGACACCAAGCCCUCUGCGUCGGGCGCAAGGGGAAGGACGCUCGCGCCCCCGGGCAAGGGGGGAGGCGCGAAGGGGAGGAAGUUGAGUCCGAUGGGGGAGAGGAUCCUCCGAGGCGGCUACUGA